Molecule: messenger RNA, 228 nt
Organism: Penicillium waksmanii
Lineage: Eukaryota; Fungi; Ascomycota; Eurotiomycetes; Eurotiales; Aspergillaceae
Exons: 1
Coding region: 1-228 (75 amino acids)
Source: RefSeq, a predicted model, not a curated record
AUGUGCUACAAGGUCGUCGAGCGCUACUCCGUCUGCAAAUGCGUUUACUUCCAACACUCCAUUGACCCUUGUUCCGCCUACGGCCAACGCGGCCACUCCAUUCAAGAAAAGACCGUGCUGGUUGGCUACGCCUGUGCACGACACUCCUCCCACUCCUCCCCGACUUCACCAACGACUGGCCGCUGGCCUGAUUCUGGAUACUCUAGCUCGAAGGGAUCUGGCAGGUAG